Molecule: messenger RNA, 1386 nt
Organism: Adineta steineri
Lineage: Eukaryota; Metazoa; Rotifera; Eurotatoria; Adinetida; Adinetidae
Source: the annotation of a GenBank genome assembly
AUGGCUUUGCUUGGAGAUCCAACUAUUCAACGUAUUCUGGAUGAAGUUAAUAAAGCUGCUAGUGGAGGCAUAUUAGGUAUUGCUGGUAAUUAUAUAUCUGAACCAUCAGAUGCUAUGACGCAAUUUGAAUCUCAAUUAACAUCAUCAUCGGAAAAUAAUUUUUAUAAUCAAGAUCAAGCACCACUUUUUUAUCCAACACCAGAAAUGUUUAGUAUUGGCGGUCUUACAUCUUUCGAUAAUGCUAAUGAUUUAAAUUCAUUACCAUCUCAUUUACCAAUGUCAAUACCAAGUGAUUUUGAUCUUUAUAGUGCAGGUCUAUAUAAUACAAUGCCACAAAGUUAUUUAGCACCUUAUGAAAAUUAUCAUAGUGUAACAAAAUUAAAUAUAAAACAUCAAAUAAUGGAUAAUAAUUCUUUAUGUAAACCAUCAGGCAUGUCAUCGACAACAAAUGAUUUAAUAUUUGAUUUGAAUCUUCAACAAGAUUAUACAACAAUGCAACCAAAAAAAUCAUCAUCAAAUAAUAAUAUUAAUAUGAAUAUGAAUAAUCAUACAACACCACAAAUGACUUCAAUACCAAUUGAUAUGUCGGAUUCAAAUGAUGCUCAAUUGACUUCAGAACAUAUUGCUGCUGAUACAACAGAUACAGCAUCAUUAACAAUGAAUUUAAGUGCUGAUAAUCCAGAUAUGAAUUCAUUACCAUCAAUGAAUAAUCUUGAUAAUGAACAACAAUAUCCAAGUGCUGCUGGAAAAAUUUUUCAUGAUCCAAAUCCUCAAAUUAUUCAACGUAAAGGUUCUCAUUCAGUAACAUAUAAACAAAAUAUAAUUGUUCGAUUUUUACAACCACCACCUAUUCCUAAUGCUGGUCCACUUAUUAUCAAAGAAGUACAUGCUCCACAACCUUCACCACUUCCACCUCUUGUUAUUAAACAUCCACAAGUAUAUUUAACUCGUUAUGGCUCACAAUUAUAUGAACCAGAUCUUGUCAUACAACAGGCUCGAGCUGUCGGUGUUAUUGAAGAUCUUAAUCCACCACCAUCUUUUGGUUCAGCAAUGACAACUAGUGCUAUUCUAGAUCCAGAUUAUGAAUUACCAACUGCAACAAUAACAGUAGAUGAGGAUCAACGAGAACAAAAUAAGGUUGAGAAUAAUGAUAAAGUUGAUGAAAAUAAUAAUAAUAAACAACAACAUCAACAAAUGGAUGAAGAAAUUAUGCAAUCAGCAUCAGCCAUACCUAUUCAUUUGGAUGAUAAUGUUCAAGAAGAAGAUGUUUCAGUAGAAGAAAAUGUUACACCAUUUUAUAUGAAUUCAGGUGAAAGUCUCCAGCAAACACUUCGUCGUUUAGGAAUUGAAUUACCAGAAAAUUUAAUUAAUGAACAUAAUUUUUGA